GUCUCAACUGGACUGACCCGGCCCACUUUACAGCGCAGACCCUGCAGCAGGACGAGGACCGAGGAGGCCCGAGGAGAGGACCGGUGCGGGCGGGAGAAAGAGGGAUCAAGGUGGACCGGAUCGGGGACGCACGCAAAACCCCCUUUCAGAUUGAGAUACAGCGGGACAGCGGGCGGGGAGGAGGGGGCCCCCGCAUGAUUCCUCACAAUCCGCAGGCUGUAAUGAUGAUGGUGAUGCACCGAGGGCAGAGCGGCGGAUUCCUGCAGAGCCCGACACACUGCACCACACGCCCGCAACCCGGUGUGAGCUGCUGCAGGGCCGGACGCUUGUGCUUCUCUCCAUCAGAGCCAAACCAAACCAAAACCGGAUUUCCUGACAGAUACGUGAGCAAAACAACCCGGUAACAGACUCCCUUGCAAGCUCCAUUCAUACUCCACCCCCGUCUGCGGGAUGAGACGGGGGAUCUGCAGCGGACGGAGAGACCAGCUUUGAACCGAGUCUGCGUAUUACUGCACCUGUUUUCGUGUGCAUGCACCGGUUGUUUUGAAAACGUGCAAACAGACAAGAAGGGGGGGAAAGAUGUUGGUGCGAUGCUACCGGGGCAAGCUGUCGGUGUGGGCCGCUCUGUGCGUGCUGGUGCUCUGCUGGUUUUACAUUUUCCCCGGUUACAGACUCCCCCGCGAUAAAGAAAUAGUGGAAGAGGUGCUGAGGCAGGGGGAGGUAUGGCAGAAGAACCAGACGGGCAUCGAUUUGUACAGGAAGUUGCUGACAGAGUGCUGCGAUCCACGGAGGAUGUUCGCAGUCACCAAGGAGAACUCGCCAAUGGGAAAGGUCCUGUGGUACGAUGGCGAGUUUUACCACUCGCACACCGUCAACAAUGAGACCUACCCACUCUUUGUACAGGACAACCCUCUGCAGCUGCCCCUGAAGAAGUGUGCGGUGGUGGGCAACGGUGGCAUUCUCCGUAACAGCAAGUGUGGACGGAACAUUGACCAGGCCGACUUCAUCAUGCGGUGUAACCUUCCACCACUUUCAAAAGAAUAUGUGGAGGAUGUGGGAACCAGAACACAUAUGGUCACAGCCAACCCCAGCAUCAUAGAGAAAAGAUUUCAGAACCUUUUGUGGUCGAGAAAAGCUUUUGUGGACAGUAUGAAGGUCUACGGCUCCAGCUACAUCUACAUGCCAGCGUUCUCCAUGAAGCCUGGCACUGACCCGUCACUGCGGGCGUACUACGCCCUGGCAGACACCUCCUCCAACCUCACCAUGCUUUUUGCCAACCCUGAAUUCCUGCGCACGGUGGGAAAAUUCUGGAAAGCUCGUAGCGUGCACGCCAAGCGCCUCUCCACGGGGCUGUUCCUGGUCAGCUUGGCCUUGGGGCUGUGCGAGGAAGUGACGGCCUAUGGCUUCUGGCCAUUUUCCGUUGGCCUGGACGAGCAGCCGGUCAGCCACCAUUACUACGACAACAUCCUGCCCUAUAAAUGGUUCCACGCCAUGCCUGAGGAGUUUGUCCAGCUUUGGCACCUACACAAAAGCGGCACUCUGCGCAUAAGAGUGGGCCACUGUCCCCCUCAAGAAGGAGGGAGCUAGGGUCGAAGUGAUAGCGGUCAGUUGAAGUUCAGUGGGCUACAGGAAGCAGAUGAAGACGUUUGGGCUGUGAAGUGUCAGGAAGUUGUCGUGAUGACAAAAAUGGGUGCACGUAUUUCCCCUGAGGAACUUCUGCACUGUGUCUGUGUCCAUACACACUCCUGCUGUCCCCCACAGCUAAUCCCUAAUUAUCAUGAGAAUGUCCUCCACCCAGGCAAGCAACAUCAGGGAUAGAAUACACACACUGACACAUGCAGCCAUACACACACAAUGUAAAUUAUUCAUACAUUCCCAAAACUUACCAUGUCUCCUCCCUUUGUUUCUGAAAUGUGUGUGUGUGCAUGGAUGUGUUUGUGAAAGCCUCAGCUGGGACUAAUGGCGGUGAGAGUGCGUGGGGUUGGAUGGGUGGGGGAUGGUUGUUGUUUUUUUUUGGGGGGGGUUGUAUGCUGACUACUGUAUCUGACUGACAUAAGGGGCAGCUGGACCAAACCCCCCUCUGGGUCUUUGUUAAAUAGAGACAGAAGGAGUGGAGGACCAGAGGGAAUAAUAAAACGCUCUGAAAGACUGGCGAAAUGAGAGGAACACGGGACAGAUAAUGGUGUCCUGGUACCUAAUAGCUUGAAUAGGACUGAAAUUUAAUGGAAGGAAAAAAAGACUGGCAGGGGGGAGAAAGAGUGAAAGCCUGCUGGUAUGUGUAUGAAAGGAUUUCUCUCUGCUUUUCUUCAACCAAGCGCUUGAUUGGCAUUCUCUGGUGCCACAUAGGGCUUAAGUUCAAAGCAGGAGCCAUUUGAAAUGGAGUCUUAAGUAGUAUAUAGCCUAGAAUGUUUAGCCAAGUUGCAUUUUAACCUUUCAGAGAAAAGGGAAAAUGAGUACACCCUGGUGUCCACCUAUGUUUUUUGUUUGCCAAAUGUGGUUUUUGGGAUUAAUGUGAAUUCUUUUGUGUCCAUGAAGAGAAGGGAGAAAGUGUUAUUGACAUAUAUAAUCAGAAAUGAACAUUUGUUGCAAAAAACAUCUCACAUAGGUACUUCAGCUCGAAGUGGACAUCAUCACCGACUGACUAUUUGGUACGAUUCUCAAUAGCAGGCUCCUUAGGUUAAAAAAAACAAACAACAACAAAAACAGACUGACCCGCUUCUUUAGAGGGGCAGUUACCAAGCCAUCUCUUGGUAGCUGUACUAUACUUGCCAAGUGCCAAGCCAAGGGAACAGUGUUCUCUUUGAUACUCACUCUCACGCUCUCCUUGUAGCUCUCAAAAGGGGGUCACUGAUAUAAAGAGUGGUAGUGACAGAAAAAGACUUGAGGACUUGCUGUCAGAAAGUGGCAUUUUAAUGGGUGACUUUUGUUUUUGUUUUAGCUGGACACCAUUUAGGGUUAAAUUGUGAUUUAUUGAUGCAAUUAUUGUCAUUACCAUUUUGCAUCGGAGUGCAGGGACUACUGAGCCUCGGCCCUGUGCUCCUUUUCAUAAUUGUGAUUUUGUUUUUGACAUUUUUUUUGUACACAAGGGAAAAUAAUGACUGGCUCAUCUAGAAAGCCAAACACGACAGACACAACUGUUUUUGUACUUGCAGGCCUUGCGGAUGGAAAAACAGUGUACUUGAUUGGAAAUAGUUCUUUCUUUUAAAAUGUUAUUUAAGAGUGAUAAAUGUGAACGUGCCAUACUGUCAGUACCGCAACAAUGGAUGACUCUGCAUGGAAAGUGCAUGGGGCGUACCACAAUCCCUCAAGGUACAGAACAUGUCGAUAGCUUAGUGCUUCAUGCUUUUAUCCAAUUCCUUGUCUGUUAAACUGAAUGAGGUCCAGUGCCUUUGAGAUGUAUUAAGGCAGAAAGAUCAUUCAAACGAGGGAUAUUUCUAAUGUUGAUCAUGCUCUUAAAUGUGUUUGAUUUCUUGGCCUACCUGGCUCUGUGGAUCAGUCGCUUGUGUGUAAGUGACCCCUGACUUCAUGUAAAAUGAACUUAAAGAUGGCCGCAUGUAGGACGAAGUUCAUGAAGUGAUCCGAAAUCAAAUAAUUUCCAGUCCAAAUGCACAUGUUGCUGCUCCAUACUCCAAACUGAACUUGAUGAACACUUUGACCAAUUUGUUUUACUUAUUGUGAUGUUUCUUAUUUGCACCUUUGUAUUUUUCCCUCUCCUGCCCAGUACUGUGAAUGAAUGAAAUGUGACAUAGUGUGAAUUUUAAGUAAGCAUGACGGUUUUUAAUGUACAUGUGCUUUUGGUACACAGAUUUGUAUCUAUUUCCAUUAUGUUCUGAUUCAUGCCCUCAUUCCAUCCUAUCUGAGUGAUAAUCGAACCACUGAAGAGCUGAGAUUUCUUAUCAAAAGGGAGAUGAAUCUGUCUUGUAAAUAUUGGUCUGUUAACACAAUGACCAAUUAGUUUUAGAUCUCCAAUCCUUCUUUAUAGGUAUACUUUUUCAGAAGCUUCACCGAGCCCAACGGGUCCAAAUAAACUGCAGCUGUUACAAAAAGAAAACAUCUGAAUCUUUGGCACUGUGCUCUCCCUGCUACAGCCUGCACAGCUCACAUAUCGUAAGUUGAUAUUUAAAGCGCUGACUCCUGACAUCAUUCAUUUUUAAUAGUUUUUGUUAUUGAUCUAGCAUGGAAGAACAUGUAAGAACAAUAUCAUCACCAUUGCCAAGGGUUUUUUACAUUCCAAGCCCAGGUUUCAUAUUACGUGGUUAAACACAGGAAGACGUUCUCUACAGUUUCAUAACUAUGCUUGGGUUUUCUGUGCUGUAUCGCAUAUUCAGACAAAUUAUAAGAACAGUUUGACAUUUUCGGAAAUGCAUUUGUUUGUUUUCUAGCUGAGUAUUUGAUGAGAUGAUUGAUACCACUCUCACUUUCUGUCCUUUUUAAGUAUAAGGCUACUGCCAGUUAACGUAGCUUUUCAGAAAGACUGGAAAUUCUUCUAUUCUGAUCUAACUCUCAAAGAAAGCAAAUAAGCGCAUUUCCCGCUGCGUUAAUAAGAAGCCCGCAGGAAAAAAGUGGAACUAGACAGAGCAAAAUAGAGCAUGGCUCGUACACAAUGGCGGUAUUGUCGUCCAUUUUCUUUUCCUGUGCCUGCCAACUGGUCGCAUUUAUCACGCCAAAGUAUGUGUGGCUGCAGGGUGACCAAUUGGUUAGAGUCUGAUCAUGGAAAGGUCACAUGUUUGAUUCUGAACUUCUACAUAUUGCAGUGUGAAACCAGCCACUGUGUUUUCACCUCAUGAUGAUAAUGUCUUCUACUUCUUGGUCAUGUUAGUUGGAAAACAGCAAGAUAUUCAUGAUGAUGUCUUAGUGCAGGUUUAACACAGCAGAGUCUCAGAUGUAGAGGUGUAAUCGUUGGAAGCUUUUCCGUCAUGUCUUCGCCUACAGAAUACAAGGGAAUGCUGUGUCGCAAAUGACACGACAAAGGCAAUAUAAAAUGUGUCAAAUGGUUAAAAAGAAGAAAAAAGUUAAAGCCAUUAUGUGUAGUAUUUUAUGCAAUCUUUCAAAUGAUUCUGAUGGCAUGUUUUUGCUCGUAAAAACUAAGAUAAUGGGGUGAAUAUUUGUGCAGACUGUGCUGCUUUCAGCCUGUUCAUUUCAGUCGCUUGGAUUGAAUCAGAAGGGGGCAGUGACGGACAUUGGUGUCUUUUUUAAGUCUACCACUUGGGGCGUCAAGUCGUGAAUUAUUUUAUUCUACACAUAGUGGCUUUGGCUUUCCUAAACAAACAGUUAAACAUUAAGUAAGUAUUUUAAGUUAGAGUGUUCUAUGAUUACUAAUUGACACAGUUGUGGUGAUGAAGUAAAUUAGGUUAAAGCAAAUACAAAUAAUCAUUUUUUGUAUAGACUGUUUGACUCAUUUUAAAUCAGUACCGGUCCAGAGGGCUCAAUCUUCUGACAUUUAAAUAUUUGAUGAUAUGCCAAGCUUGAUGAACAGAUGUAAAUGUGCUUUAUUUGCCUUGACUGACUGAAUUGUUACAAAAAGAUGAACGACAAAAAACAUUUUGGAGGCAUUGCUGUUUGUGCUACCUUCACCUCCUCUGCUCAUUCAAGUCAUCUGAUGUGAACAACCCUGCCUGAGCAUGUUAAAAAUAAAUCAGAUGUGCAGUUCAGAAUAGCCAUGAACAACCAAAUCCAUAUACAAGGUGAACACUGGUAUCCAAUAAAAGAAGGAAAAUAAUAAAA
Molecule: messenger RNA, 5724 nt
Organism: Dicentrarchus labrax (European seabass)
Lineage: Eukaryota; Metazoa; Chordata; Actinopteri; Moronidae
Gene: st8sia1
Product: ST8 alpha-N-acetyl-neuraminide alpha-2,8-sialyltransferase 1
Exons: 5
Coding region: 580-1587 (335 amino acids)
Biological process (GO): oligosaccharide metabolic process; N-glycan processing
Molecular function (GO): alpha-N-acetylneuraminate alpha-2,8-sialyltransferase activity
Source: RefSeq, a predicted model, not a curated record